UCUGAGAAUUCCUUAAGCUCUCAAACUUCUUCAAUUCAAAAUCACAAGCCCCUUGAAGAAAUUUGGGUACCGCCCAGAAUUUUUCUGACUCUUUUGCUUCUAAUACCCACUGCCUCUAGAGAAUCAACGCCAUGUCUCUCGAGACUCUUCCCAGACAGAUCUCCUACGCCAACAGUGGCGCCUCCGAUCGUCGAAACGGUUUUACGGCUGCACCGGCGGAUCCACGAGUGGAUGAUAAGCCCAAGAAGGUUACCCAAAUUUCCCUGAUGGAAGCUUCACCGGAGGACCCAUGCUCUCCUCCUCCGACAUCGUUGCUGGGUAUUGCCUCGGUAGCGUCGAAUGCUCCAAUUAGAAAGCGCCCCACUGCAGACAAAAUGUUGGCUAAAGCAAUUCUGUAUUCUGAUGAUGAGAUUUUCCAGAAAUUUAUAGAAGAUCUUCGAAUUGAUGUUACUUUGGCUGCAGCAGAGGCAAAGAGAGUACGACAGAUGCAUGUUUUGAUGUCUUUACGGUAUAAACUUACGAGAUUGAGAGAGGAGGGCAGGCAGGUUACUGUGUCAUGGAUAUCAAUGGAGUAACAAAAUUCCUAAUUCCUUAGUAAAUAAGAUAGCUUCUGUGAGUCGAUGAAAUGGUUAACUGCAGCUUGCAUCAGUUCUGCUUAAUUUCUGUUUAAAAAUUUUGCCUUGAAAAGAACAUUUAUUUUAAUGAUUUAUAGAUGAUAACUACAUAUAAUAGUAGCUUAACUACUAUUUAAACUUCUUUGCAAGUUUACAGCUGGACUGUUUGAUCAAAUAUCUGUUUCCAAAAUUAGCUCAUGUUUUUCUUGAUAUUGUAUAUUUAGUAGUUUUUGCCUAUCAAAAGCCUAUUGAGCCUGCUAUAUUAGUUUUUAUAUACUUAUUUCUUAACUGGGCUUUUGCUUUAUUAUUGUUAAUAGUUGAAUGAUUUUGCUUUUGAAAGUUAUGGCCUCUGAAUGAUUAUGUUAGUCCAAGCAAAGAGUUGCGUUAACUGGCCUCUUUCCUCACAUGCAUCAUCCUUUCUUUUGUUUCCCAUAGAUUAACCUGCUCUUGUGAGCUCUCUGUUGUUUGAAGGAUAGGUCAGGUGAGUCAUGAUGAGGAUCCAGGGGACAUUGCUGGAUUGAUGUUCUUCUCUUCACGCACCAGUUUGUUUUGCUUUAUGUGGUCCGUUAUUUUUUAUCUUCUCUACCUGGGGCCCAUGGUUUCAUUCAGCAUUACCAUGACAUUUACUGCUUAUAAGUACUUGGAAUUGAUUUCACUGCUGGGUGUGCCUUGAAAUUGGUAGCUUAGGGAAUAUUAUUGAUAUGGAUAUCCUUGUCAGAGCAGCUUUCAUUCCAUGAAUUUGCUUCUCGUAUGGCCCCAAUGGCAGACUUCAUUUCAUGUUUUUCAUUCAACCAUCUCUCGACAUUCUUGGAUAUGCCAGAAGCACGAGUUGGUGUUGCCAGCAUCUCCUACACCGGGGAUGGGCAAAAUUUUCCAACUCAUGGAUUGGAAAGAAGGUGGACCUGCCCUCCACACCAUUGUGCUGGAGCGAUUUCCACAACUAAGGCUACCUUGCGAACAACACACUAAUCGAAUCAUACAAUUUUCAUAUCAAGUGCUACUUGAUACUUUGGUCAUCCUUGCCACCAAAACUCCCUAUGACGUCACUGCAUCAGAUAGAUCAAUUGUGGAGGCAAACAUAGGGGAAGCAAAUAUCCUUGGGUUUGACAAAGAGUGGAUGGAAUGAGUUCUGGCUCUGAUACGCUUGAUGUCUUGGCGGUAUAGAUGGAGGCAAAGCUAGAAACAUAUGAACUUGCAUUAGAUCAGUUUCAUGAGCAAAGAGCAGAAGCAAAGGAAUGGCUUGAAGCAAUUGAUUCUCAGUUGGGUGGGUCUCUUGGAAGAUCACAAGAAAUCGGUUCUCAAGAUGGAAGGUAUUAGGUAACUAACGAGUGCCAAGGAGAAACCUUUUGGAUUGUAGGCUUUCCAAUUCUUAUUGCUUUGCAUCUGUUCUGCUUGAUUUCUGCAAAUUUUAUUCUGCAUUUGGCUAUACUACUGUUAAGGGUAGACAUCGCAAGGCACUAUGACUUGCCAUUAGAUGAAGGAAAAGGAGGAAGAGCACCUGAAGAUAUUGUGCUUCCAACCCAUCACUUUAGUGCUCAUUUUAUAUCUUCGAUGUAUGCAAGAUCAAUGGAGCUUUGUAUGACUAUUUUCUCCUUAAAAGUGGCAUCCCCAAAUACAUUCACAGAUUAUUGUGUUUGUUGACUCUCAUCAGUUCAAGUUCUGUGCUUCUUAAUUUGUCUGUGUAAGAUGCUAAAUGUAGUUUCUUGGUUUAUAACCCUUUUAAUAAUCAAUUUGUAAUUUUCAUGCAAUGCUGAGGUUGUAGCCGUAGUGCAAGGCAAUAAAUAUGAUCAAUUCCUGCGAUGAAGUUAAA
Molecule: messenger RNA, 2424 nt
Organism: Neltuma alba
Lineage: Eukaryota; Viridiplantae; Streptophyta; Magnoliopsida; Fabales; Fabaceae
Exons: 3
Coding region: 132-575 (147 amino acids)
Source: RefSeq, a predicted model, not a curated record